Messenger RNA from Cadophora gregata, 836 nucleotides. RefSeq lists its product as uncharacterized. The coding region runs from base 69 to 569 and encodes 166 amino acids. Lineage: Eukaryota; Fungi; Ascomycota; Leotiomycetes; Helotiales; Ploettnerulaceae. The record is from RefSeq and is a predicted model, not a curated record. The transcript is spliced from 3 exons.
GCCAUUCGAUGGCAUUCUAAGCUCCCUGCAGUUGAUCAUUAGGAUUUUCCUGCUUACGAACCAAUGUGAUGAUUGCGCCACUUUCUAUGAUUACUCAGGCUUUGCCAUUCACGACGUGGACUCAAGAGCCGUUGAGUAGGGAGAUCGUGAGUUAUGGGGAUCAAGGCCUCCCAACCGUGAUUCCUGGAGAAUCGCCGUUUAGCUUUUGCGACGAAUCACGUCCGACAGAUCUUCUUAGCAUUACAUCCAUCAGUCUCUGGCCGCAGCCACUGUACAUUAAUGAUGACUUCAUCGUCACUAUCUACGGGGAAUUCUCGCAAAACAUCACUGCAAAUUCAACCAUGAACUUAUGGGUUGACUGCGGCAGCCACUGCAAAGAAUACGGAGCAGAAGAAGGCUCCGGCGAAGGCGACUCAAUAGAGUUUUGCGACGUGACAGACGUCCAACAACCGAACAGAAGGCAAGGAUGUCCGAUGGAGAAAGGUGGUGCCAUCCUGUCAUACGAGUUUUUCGUCUGGGAUAUGUUUCUGCAUCAGCCGGUAUGUCCACUACGAUCUUCGCGAUAUUGAAGUGUAGGUUCUGAAGCAAAUAUGAAAGUACUAACAAGCCUAUCUCUGGUACAAUUUCACGUUUGAUAUGCGAACCAAGGAAAGAGAGAGGAUGUUUUGUGUGACUUCUGAAGUUUGCUUGCGGUGGCACGAUGAGGAUAAGAAUAAGCAUUAUCCGGGAGGGCCAUACCCUUAUUGUCAAUGGCCUCGAUGAAGGAAUUAUGAACCAUGUAACGAAUAGCUAGAUUAUAUUCAAUCUCAGGAGAGGGAACCGUUAAACCGAAGGGG